AGUUCAGUCUGUAGUUUCCAGUAAGAGGAGGCGGGUAGCGUGAUAUGUGAACAUCGCUAUUCCUGGAUCAUUUUAGCGCAUUUAUCGUAAAAAUAGUUCACAUUACAUCCCGCCGAUCGAUCUGGCCUCUUAUUUACACCACAUUGAUGGAUUUAAUGCCUAAACUUUCACUCCAGUUCAAUCGUUUAUUUACAAGAACUGGAUAAUAAUACACGAGCAACUCUUGCGUACUUUACCACUCUUGGGAAUGGGCAUUUGGUGAGGUUCCCUUUAAAAACCAAGAACCAUGGCAGGAAUAAACAACGCGAACAUGAAAACUUUAGAGGAUUUGACUUUGGACUCUGGCUAUGGAGCAGGGGACUCGUGUAAAUCUUUAAGCCUGUCCUCCUCCAAGUCAAACUCGCAGGCGUUCAUGAACACCCCUCACCGGGGGAACUGGCGGUACUACUCCGGGUCCAUGAACAGCCGCAACAACAGCUGGGAUACGGUGAACACGGUUCUCCCCGAGGACCCAGAGGACAUUUUCUCAAAGUGUCCCCGUUUACCCGACCUCGAGGAGUUUCCGUGGACGGAGGAGGACGUGAGGAGGGUCGUGCGUAAAGGCACGGGAAAGGGCGCUUCGCUCUCCGCGGAGGCUGUGCGCAGGUUGUCAACCCUGAUGCGCAGGGCGCUCAUCCGCAUCUCCAGAGAAGCGCAGCGGCUCAGCGUCAUGCACUGUAAAUGCACCCGGUUUGAGAUCCAAAGCGCGAUCCGACUGGUGCUCAGUUGGGCACUGGCUGACCAUUGCGUCUCGGCGACCGUAAAGGCCAUAUCUAUGUACAAUAUGAGCGCAGGAGAGCUAUUGCGCAAGGGGAAGUCAGCCCGGUGUGGGCUUAACUUCUCCGUCGGACGCUUUUUCCGCUGGAUGGUGGACACGCGCAUCUCGGUGCGCAUCCAUGAGUACGCGGCUAUCUGUCUGACCGCGUGCAUGGAGGCGCUCGUGGAGGAGGUGGGCGUGCGCGUGAUGAUGGCUGAGAGGGACAGCGCAACCCCGGGAUGCGUCCUGACCGCGGAUGCGCUGGAGGGAGUCAUCAAUAAUGACGCGGAGCUGUGGGGAGUCCUACAACACUAUGAACAUCUCAUAUGUGGGAAGAACGCCAAUGGUGUUUUGUCACUUCCUGCUCAUUUCAGUCCGUACACCGAGGGCCGUCAGACGAGUUUGGAUAGCAGAGAGGACGCGUAUGCCGAGCUGGAGCUCCGGACACUUGAACAGGCUUUAUUGGCCACAUGUGUUGGCAGCAUCUCAGAGCUCAGUGACCUGGUGUCACGGGCCAUGCACCACAUGCAGCGUCUAAGUUCUGUCCGUCACGGUCUCAGUCCGGCUCGCCACGCCCGCCAGCAACCCGUCUCCUGGUCUCCGGAUGCCCUUCACACUCUCUAUUACUUCCUGCGAUGCCCUCAGAUGGAGUCUAUGGAGAACCCCAACCUGGAUCCACCCAGGAUGGCCCUGAGCAAAGAAAGGCCGUUCCUUUUACUCCCCCCUCUGAUGGAGUGGAUGCGUGUGGCCAUCGUCCAUGCCGAGCAUCGCCGAAGCUUAUUGGUGGACAGCGAUGAUGUCAGACAGACUGCACGCCUCCUCCUGCCUGGGCUUGACUGUGAGCCAAGACUGCUAAAGCCCGAGUGCUGUUUUAGUUCCUUUAGGCGGCUGGAUGCCAAAGCCGCCACAGAUAAGUUCCAGCUGGACCUGGGCUUUCGUAUGCUCAACUGCGGCCGCACCGAUCUGAUCGGCCAAGCCAUUGAACUUCUUGGACCAGAUGGUGUCAACAGCAUGGAUGACCAGGGUAUGACCCCGCUGAUGUACGCCUGCGCAGCUGGAGACGAAGCUUUAGUGCAGAUGUUGAUUGAUGCUGGGGCCAAUCUAGAUGUAGCGGUCCCUGGCUGCUCCCCCAAACACCCUUCAGUUCACCCAGACAGUCGACACUGGGUGGCGCUCACGUUCGCUGUGUUACAUGGACAUAUAUCAGUUGUGCAGCUUCUAUUAGAUGCUGGUGCGAAUGUUGAAGGAUCGGCUGUUCGUAAUGGACAGGAGAGCAACGCUGACACCCCUCUCCAACUGGCAUCUGCAGCAGGGAAUUACGAGAUGGUUAGCCUGCUGCUGGCGCGGGGCGCGGACCCUCUGCUGAGAUCCCAGGACGCUAACACGCUGACAUCAUCGCUGUACGAGGACAUGAACUGCUUUAGUCACGCUGCCGCUCACGGUCACAGGAACGUGUUGAGGAAGCUUCUUUCUCAGCCUCAGAAGGUCAGAGAGGACGUGCUGUCUCUGGAGGAGAUCCUGGCGGAGGGCGUGGAUGGCGAGAUGGGGGGGUCCGGCCGGAACGGACACUGUUUUCCCCCUCCGCCGUCUCCCAAUAUGAGCCUGGCAUCAGAAGGCGCCUUGCCAAAGCUGUGCAAAGCCCGCAUGAAAGCACUACAGGAGGCGUCUUUUUACAGUGCAGAGCACGGCUACCUGGACGUCACCAUGGAGCUCAGAUCACUGGGAGUGCCGUGGAAACUUUACGUGUGGCUGGAGUCGUUGCGCAGCGCUCAGCAGAAGUCCAGGGCCGCCGUGACGCUUUCCCUGCUGCGAGACUUCACCUCCAUGAAAGAGGAGGAUUACUGCGAUGAACUCAUCCACAUCGGCCUUCCUCUGAUGUUUAAUAUCCUGAAAAACAGCAAGAAUGAGUCAAUAAUCCAGCAGCUGGGCAUCAUUAUCAGUCACUGCUAUGGUCCAGCUCCACUUCCUCCUAUCAUAGAGAAGAAAGCGGCUCUCUCUGCUCAGCUGGAUCCACACUUCCUAAACAACCCAGAGAUGUCUGAUGUGAAGUUCCUGGUGGAAGGGAAACCAUUUUACGCUCACGGUGUUCUGCUCCUCACAGCGUCUGAAAGAUUCAGAUCUCUCUUGGCGCAAAACGGCACAGACGGCGUUCAGGCUCGCAAAGACAUCGAAAUCAGCAACAUCAAGUACAACAUCUUCCAGAUGAUGAUGUCAUACCUGUACUGCGGGGGGACGGAGUCUCUCAAGAUGGGCGUCUCGGAGUUACUGGAGUUGCUGUCAGCGGCGAGCUUGUUCCAGUUGGGGGCGCUACAGCGACACUGUGAAAUUCUGUGUGCUCAGAGUAUUGACCUCCCCAAUGCUGUAAACAUUUACAACACUGCUAAGGCUCACGGUGCAGUGGAGCUCAGUACGUACUGUGAAGGUUAUUUCCUGCAGAACAUGUCAGGUCUGUUGGAGAGGGAAGAAUUUCGGCAUUUGAUCCUGAUGUCCGGAACACGGAAAGACUCGCUUCUGGAUGAGCUGGAGGCGACGCUGGCGCGCAGACUCCGAUCUCUGCUCGUGACGUCUCGCGUGUGAAUAAAGAAAACAGCACAAAGAAAAGAUGUUAAAAUAAUGCAGACCAGGUUGAAAAACAAAGAUGGACUGAGUGAUGUUGAGCUUUUUUAAAUUAUAGGAAUAACCGUACGCACACAAGCUUUGAGUUCUUAAUGACUUUAAUAAAAGCUGCAGUGUUGUUGUGGCUAAAGCUAUAUCGGAGUAUGUCAAGAUCAUGUUUUCCCGUGCUUAAAUAUAUAUAGAUGCCAUUUUGUACAGAGUUUGGCUAAAGUGGGAGGCUAGAGUGUAUUUUUUCUCCUUUUUCUUAAUAAUUUUAAUAAUAAGCUAUUAUAGAUAAAUCUUGUAACGGAGAAAGGACGUUUUCUAUUUAAAGAUGUGAGAUUAUUUAAGUUGCCUUUUUAUCUUUGCUUUGUGCCAAGCAAAUAAAAUUAUAUCUUGUCUUGUGA
This is a messenger RNA of Misgurnus anguillicaudatus (oriental weatherfish), 3798 nucleotides long. The record is from RefSeq and is a predicted model, not a curated record. Lineage: Eukaryota; Metazoa; Chordata; Actinopteri; Cypriniformes; Cobitidae.